Messenger RNA from Seriola dumerili (greater amberjack), 1715 nucleotides. It is a transcript of the gene atp1b2a, whose product is annotated as sodium/potassium-transporting ATPase subunit beta-2-like. The transcript is spliced from 9 exons. Gene Ontology annotation, cellular component: sodium:potassium-exchanging ATPase complex. The record is from RefSeq and is a predicted model, not a curated record. Lineage: Eukaryota; Metazoa; Chordata; Actinopteri; Carangiformes; Carangidae. Gene Ontology annotation, molecular function: ATPase activator activity. Bases 218 to 1111 code for a protein of 297 amino acids. Gene Ontology annotation, biological process: intracellular potassium ion homeostasis; intracellular sodium ion homeostasis; potassium ion import across plasma membrane.
GACACUGUCUUCUCUCUCUCUCUCUCUCUCUCUCUCAACCUCUCCCCGUCUCAUCUCAUCGAUCAUCAUCGAUCCGUCGUAUCAAUACUCAGGAGCUAAUCGUUUUUGAAUUGAGUAUUUUAGCGGCGGCGGCGGGAAGCUCGUGUCGUCAUAGGGGACAUCACGCGCCGUCUGAGCGGACAGACAGACCUCCAUCUUCAUCCUCAUCCUCACCAUCAUGUCCGGCACCAAGGAGGAGGACCGCAAAGGCUCCAGCGAGUGGCGGGAAUUCUUCUGGAAUCCGCGAACUCAUGAACUGCUGGGCCGAACCGCCUCCAGCUGGGGUCUGAUCCUGCUCUUCUACCUGGUCUUCUACCUGUUUCUGGCGGGAAUGUUUAUUCUCACCAUGUACAUCAUGCUGCUGACGCUCGACGACUACAAACCCACCUGGCAGGACCGCCUGGCCACUCCAGGGAUGAUGAUUCGUCCGAAGGGCGAUCAGCUGGAGAUCACGUUCUCGGUGUCAGAGACGGAGAGCUGGGACGGCUUCAUCCAGAACCUCAACACCUUCUUGUCUUCGUACAAUGACAGCUACCAGGUUCAGACCAAUGACAACUGUCCUCCAGAUCAGUAUUUCAUUCAAGAGGACAGUGGAGAGGUGAGGAACAAUCCCAAGCGUUCCUGUCAGUUUAAUCGAACGAUGUUGGAGGACUGUUCUGGGAUCACUGAUCGUUUCUAUGGUUACAACAGAGGUCAGCCCUGUAUCCUCAUAAAACUGAACCGGGUGAUCGGUAUGUUACCUGGGAAGGACGGUCAGUCUCCUUAUGUCACCUGUGGAGCCAAGAGGUACAAAGUGGGGAAAGAUGAGUGGAGAGAAGACAGUGAUAAGAUCGGACCUCUUGCGUAUUUUCCUCCUAAUGGGACCUUCAAUCUUAUGUACUACCCGUACUACGGCAAGAAAGCUCAGGUGAACUACACUCAGCCGCUGGUGGCCGUGAAGUUCCUGAACGCCUCUCUGAACACAGACAUCAACGUUGAGUGUAAAAUCAACUCCAACACUCUCGCCACCGGCAACGAGAGAGACAAGUUCGCCGGACGGGUUUCCUUCAAACUACGGAUCAACGACAAGUAGACACAGCUGUUUAUACACACACACACACACACACACACACACACACACACACACACAUACACACACACGUUAAAGCUGCACUAAUCCAGAUGUGUAAUGAAACCAGUGAGUGUGUCCUCAGUCUCCCUCAGACUCACCUGUUCUGUGCUGAUUCAGUCUUGUUCCAGCUUUGUGAUGCGUUCACUGACUCCGAGUUACUUUGUCACUUUCUCUGUGUAAACACAUCAUUGGUGUUUGGUAGUUUUCUGUGACUUGAUCCUACGACACUCUCAGUGCAGCUUUAACUCAAACACACAAACCCUGAAACCGACCAAUCAGCACGCACACGCGCUCUGAUGUCACUGCCACUGAGGAUGGACUGAAGAGCGACAGACGAUCAAUCAUCGUAUCAAUCUGCACGAAUCAAAGACCAAACUAUUGAUCACACAGCUGAUGUGUUUAUUGAUCGACCUUCAGUUUAUUUAUUCGUCUUUAUUUAUUUAUCACUUGUUUAUUAUUGUUUAUUUAUUUGUUUGGCUUCUUUACAAGAGCUUUGUUUUUUACAACAUUAAAAUCCUUUGAAGUUCAGAUCACAGGAAGUCAGGUUGUUUCUGUAAAUGUGUCA